CAUAGCAGCAAAACUUCAGUGGGAACCCCGAACAUGUCUCGAUCAUAUCUGCUCAGUGUUUAUCGCUGCCAACUUAUCCCUUUCAGCCACGGCCGGAACAAAGUCUGCUCGUUCCGCGGCAUCAAGAUCGUGCUCGACUACUUUAAGAACCUGGGCCACCGGUGCACCGUCUUCAUCCCGAGCACUUUCAUCAACCGUGCCCGGACCCAGGAGAAUGAGAAGCUGCUGGAGGAUCUCUACCAGACGGGCGAGCUGGCCUACACGCCCAGCCGCUACAUCCGCGGCCGGCUCGUCACCAGCUACGAUGACAGGUACGUGGUGAUGUACGCCACCCGCGUGGGGGGUGUCAUCAUCUCCCGCGACCUCUACCGCGACGUGGCCCAGGAGCGGCCCGACUGGGGCGACACCAUCGACAACAGGCUGCUGAUCCCCACGUUUGUGGGCGACCAGCUGCUGCUGCCGCCGGACCCGCUCGGCCGAGACGGGCCUGGCCUGCUGGAGUUCCUGAGGUUCCCACCUGGCAGCUGUCAGCUGCUCGGUGACCAGCCGGCGCCCUGGGCCCAGCUGUGACGGCUAGCCGUGACGGUCACCGUGACGAGGUGAGGUACAACUAACGCCCGGCCACGCACAGUGGCCGCCGAGGAGCUCGAGUGAUCUGUUCGCAGGAGUUGUGGCUGAAUGGGAACACUGCCGUAUGGUGCUCCAGUCAGGGAGAUUCGUGCGUACUUGUGUGGAAGACGGGCUGUGAGUGCGCUUACAGGCUUCAGAGACUGACAAAGGCGAGACGAGCUACUUCUAAAGACAGUGGCGAGGUAGGGCCUGUGAUUCCUGAUUUGUCUGAAUGAAGUGCGUUUGUCAAGUUGACAAAAUCGACUGGCGGGUGGCUCAUGGGUAUGGAAUAGGGUACGUCACCAAUUAUAUGGUGAAACUGAAAGUUGAUGAUAAAUCUUGAGCAUGUUCAUUUUUCGGUUCCACUUACUUAGUAGACGCCGCAUACAAAAAAUAACAGUCCUCCCGCAAGUGGAAGUGCUGCCUCAUGGCAAUGCGUUUAUUGGCCAAAAGCUCGAUACAUCGAAAACUUAUGGCGCUCUGAGGAUUUAACAGAAAAUAUUGAAAUGUUAUAAUUCUUGAGCAGGCUGCGGAA
This is a messenger RNA of Amphibalanus amphitrite, 1144 nucleotides long. RefSeq names its product probable ribonuclease ZC3H12D. Gene Ontology annotation, molecular function: mRNA binding; RNA endonuclease activity. The record is from RefSeq and is a predicted model, not a curated record. Gene Ontology annotation, cellular component: nucleus; cytoplasmic ribonucleoprotein granule. The transcript is spliced from 4 exons. The coding region runs from base 34 to 570 and encodes 178 amino acids. Lineage: Eukaryota; Metazoa; Arthropoda; Thecostraca; Balanomorpha; Balanidae.